Molecule: messenger RNA, 1704 nt
Organism: Anolis sagrei ordinatus
Lineage: Eukaryota; Metazoa; Chordata; Lepidosauria; Squamata; Anolidae
Gene: MSANTD3
Product: Myb/SANT DNA binding domain containing 3
Source: RefSeq, a predicted model, not a curated record
CUCCUGGCCGGAAACUGCGGCCCUGCUGGAUGGAAAACCCGGCCUGGAUGUAGAAGGCCUCAUUGGGAGCCUUCCUCUCGAGGACGCCUGAAGGGAAAGAGGGAGAAGACCGGAAGCCACCUCGGAAUUUGGAGAGAGCAGGAAGGCGCCCCUCGUGAAGGAGGCGGAGGCAGAGAAGGCCCGCGACGAGGAGAGAGAGAGAGGAGAGAGGCUUUGUUCCGCGCGGGGAUGCCCGGCUUCUUCCACAGGCGCUGGUUCUCCCUCAGGGCGGCGAACAAUGGCAGAGGAAUAGCAGGAACCCCGUCCCUCGCCUUCGGGAUUUGCCGCCUUCGUCCGGCGAUGCUUUCGGUCUGAAGGAGGAGGAGAGGACGGGCAAGUCUGAGGAGGCCCUGAUGCCCACAAACCUGGUAAAACAGGUUAUUUUGGCAAUCUGGAGAAUCAACAGAAAAUGCAAAACAGUGAAGUAAUAAAGCCUGCCAAAUACUUCUCUGAAGUGGAGAAGAGUGUGCUACUGGCACUGGUUGAGAAAUAUAAAUAUGUACUUGAAUGUAAAAAAAGUGAUGCAAGAACUAUUGCAUUGAAACAACGGACCUGGCAGGCACUUGCUCAUGAAUAUAAUUCUCAACCAAGUGUUUCUCUCAGAGACUUCAAGCAGUUGAAGAAAUGCUGGGAGAACAUCAAAGCACGGACAAAGAAAAUAAUGGCACAUGAAAGACGAGACAAGGUAAAAAGAUGUAUUAGUCCACUUAUAAGUAAUCACAUCUUAGGAAAAGAGAAGAUCACCAGCAUGGUGCCUGAGCAAGUGUACUUUUUACAGAACACACCAGAAGAAGAUUCUGAAUAUCAUCCUGAAGCUUCUAGCCAAGAGCCUUUCACUGUUAUAAACAGAGAACUGUGCGAUGAAGAGAAAGAACUUGUACAUUUCCAGGUAUGUGAAGGUACCUCACAACCAGAGCCCUCCUGUUCAGCUGUGAGAAUAACUGCAAAUAAAAACUUCCGCAGUAAAGGUGUCCAAGAAAGUGAUCUGAAAAAGAUGCAUGAGGAAGAGCAUCACCAGCAAAUGUCUAUUUUGCAAUUGCAGCUGAUCCAGAUGAACGAAGUGCAUGUGGCAAAGAUCCAGCAAAUAGAAAGAGAAUGCGAAAUGGCUGAAGAGGAACACAGAAUCAAGAUGGAGGUGCUCAACAAAAAAAAGAUGUACUGGGAGAGGAAACUUCAAACUGUUGCUAAAGAGUGGCCUGUAUCAUCUUUUAAUAGACCAUUCCCCAAUUCACCUUGAAAGAAUUCAGAAGCCAGCAGUCAAUUGAGUUCAUGUUACUGGCUUAUGAGCAGGCAGUUGAAGUGGGGUCAAUUAAGCUAAAUCAAUAUUUUAGUGUGUGAAAAUAGCUGCGAAUAAACAUUGGAAAAUACGUAAGUAAAUAAUGUGCUGUCUAUUGUCUGAAAACAUUGAGUAGUUACAAUUAGAGUAGACCGGUUGAAUCAGUUGUUAAAUGGUGGAUCAACUGAAUCUAACUUUUUCAGUAGGUCUACUCUAGUUAGAACUAACAGGAUUUAGCCCAUGGUCUUGGGAACGCAAAGGGUAUUUCACCUCGUUAUGGGAUGUUCUGAUUCAUAUAGUGAUCCUCAAUCAAAGUCAUUUGGUCUUCCUCUGGAAUCCAAUUUUGUUCUUGAACAUUAGUUUUAUCAGAUAAACAGUUGGGUGUUUUA